This is a messenger RNA of Cariama cristata (Red-legged seriema), 657 nucleotides long. RefSeq names its product Rieske (Fe-S) domain containing (gene RFESD). Bases 1 to 588 code for a protein of 195 amino acids. The record is from RefSeq and is a predicted model, not a curated record. The transcript has 4 exons. NCBI's taxonomy places the organism in Eukaryota, Metazoa, Chordata, Aves, Cariamiformes, Cariamidae. Gene Ontology annotation, molecular function: 2 iron, 2 sulfur cluster binding.
AUGCUGGACCUCGUUAUUCUGAGCCUCCAUUUCUUCAUCUGCUUUCUCAUCUCCGUGGCGAUCUGGCGUGGACCUAAGGAUGUGGAUUUGCGCAGCUCGAGCACAGGAACAGUUGAUACGGAGCCAGAUGGUCUUACAUUAGUUGGCAAAGAAGACGAGAUAAAGAAGUCCCAAAGAGUAACAGCCAAAGUCAAUGGCAGAGAAGUUGUGGUUUUCUACCAUGAGGGGAAAUUUCAUGCUAUGGACUCUCGCUGCUACCAUGAAGGAGGCCCUUUACGUCUUGGGGAAAUAGAGGAUAUCAAUGGUCACGCAUGUAUUGUUUGUCCUUGGCAUAAGUAUAGAAUUACUUUGGAAACAGGAGAAGGAUUAUACGAAGCAAUAAACCCUUUGGAGCCAUCACCAACACCGCAGUGGAAAUCAAAAGGAGUCAAACAAAGGAUUCAUAAAGUCACAAUAGACAAUGGAAACGUUUAUGUGAGUCCUCCAGAUUUGUCUGUAAACUUUGACUCCGAUUAUUUUGCCGACAAGUACAAAAAUAGCGGUGAUUUAGCUAUGGAAAAACAAAGCAACUCACAAGCAGCAGAGUAAGUCAUGGCCAGAAAGCACAGUCCUGGUGGAUGCACCAACGAAGAACCAUUGUCAUGAAAUGAAAACGUA